Prunus armeniaca (apricot) is the source of this 171-nucleotide messenger RNA. Lineage: Eukaryota; Viridiplantae; Streptophyta; Magnoliopsida; Rosales; Rosaceae. The record is from the annotation of a GenBank genome assembly.
AUGAACAACUGCUUCGCUUGGAAAGCACACCUCGAAGAACUCGUGAGGGAAGGUCACUGCACGGAAUUCAUCGCUAAGCAGGCCAUCCAACAGAUAGAGGACCGCGACACCGCCAAGGAGCCGCUCCAAAAGGUCAUAAGGAUUAACACAAUCCUAGCCGACUCCGAGUAA